Molecule: messenger RNA, 2623 nt
Organism: Podarcis muralis (Common wall lizard)
Lineage: Eukaryota; Metazoa; Chordata; Lepidosauria; Squamata; Lacertidae
Source: RefSeq, a predicted model, not a curated record
AAGAGAAAGGUUGCAUGAUUUAGUUCCCGUUUUUCAAGUUUUUCAUCUUUCUGCUAACGUUAGGCCUGAAGGGGGGAAAGUAAGGGAAGAACUGCAAGAAAAGUAGAACUACUAGUGUCGUCAUGUCGUAAUAGCAUAACUGUCAACAGUAAAAUAAGGAUGAGGGAUUUUCAACAGUCUUCCCUACCCCAGCCUCAAGAGAAAGCUUUCCUUCAGACUUCUGAUGCGCUCCCACAUUAGUUUUUUAGGUAGAAGUAAGGUCAGAGGUUACUCAGUUCUUGUAGCUAGCAAAGCAAUAUGAAUGACGUUACCUGCCAGUCUUUGUUUUUCAUCAGUCUGCCUGAGCUGCGAAAACUAUGUGCCGUGAAGGUUACACUGAAUUCUCAGUUCGCAGCAACAGAAAUUAGAACAGCACAAAGGAAGAUGUGCAGGCAACUCUUGCAUCUGCAUCAAGAUGUGCUUUCUUCACCUGUUCCUGGAACAUUGAAUCAAAUUUCAGUGGUUAUGACGAUACUCUUCUAUAAGUCAGGAAAAUUUCAAGCUUAUAUAGAGAAAAACAGAUCUAUAAUGGCAAUGCCAGAGAGAGUUGUUCCAGCUGUCUUUCAAACCUGCCUGUCCUAUACACUUAUAGCCAAACUUGCUCCUAAUUGGAACCAAGCUGGUCAUCUCUUGAUACAAGGGAAAGAUUUUCUGUCACAAAGGGGAAAGCAAAAUGCAGUUGUUAUGGACAUCAAUGUAUCAGAGACUCAGCUCUGCAUUAGUGUCGAAGUUUUCACAGUACGUCUGCCGCCACCUGAGCUUGAAGAAUUUAAUAUUUCAGCAAACAUCUUAAAGAAAUUUGACAGUGAUAAUAAUGCUAUCAUUCAAAAAUACUCUAUUUUAAGUAACUGGUGCUAUGUUUUGCCAAGCAUGAAAAUGGGUCAGAUCAUAAGCAUUAGCCACAUAAUUCCACCCGAUACUCCAUUCCAGUCAUAUAGUGAUUUGCAGCUGCACUGGGAAAAUCUGUAUGGCUAUAUUCUUCCGGAGGAUCCUGGGAUUUAUUGCAACGUUUACUUCAAACUGAUAGGGGAGCAACUCUUCACAUAUCCUUUCAGUUGCAUACGAAGUCAGCCAGUGCAGUACUUUCCUAGAGUAGAUUUAGAAGGUGUUCUAAGUGCUUUUGCUGCUGAUCUGAAGACUGUCAUUCCACACAUUUGUGGGCUUCCUGUUAAAAUGAUAAGUAAAGCAUUAUAUGCCACCAAAGAUCUUACCCAAUCAUCUGUACAGAAAGUUAGCUCCAAACCAGCCAAUCUCACUGGAAAAAGGAACUGCAAGGUAACUUUGACUCAAGUACCAGUAAUUCCAAAAAAAGGCAUGCUCAGUUCUUCAGCAUGUGCUAUAGAAAAUAGCCACAAGAUGGAGCUUAAAGCCAACCAACCGAAAACAGAUAUUUUUACUAAUCUCAGUUUACUAGCAGAAGACAAGAACAUUGAGGCGCCAGGGAGAAAAGUGUAUAGUAGGAAACAAGAAAAAACUUCAGAAGAAUCUGCAGGAAUGCUAAACUCAAAAGUAUCUUUUAAAACGUCAAAUAAUACUUUAAGAAAUUAUUCUACCAGAAUCAUACCCAUCUUUAAAGGAAAGCUGUUGCAGAUGGAUAAGCAGACCACAAAGGCCACCCAUGAAAAGAAAAGGCAGAAUGCUUCUAAAGUAAUGAACACAGCUGCUAAAUUGGCUGUAUUCAAGCCUAGUACAGAUCAAGUUAACAAAUUGUUACGUGAUGCAUCAUUAAAAAAUAUUACAAACGGAAGUGCUCUUCGGAUACAGACUGGAAAAGCCAAUGUUAAGUCUAGUAAACUUGCAUUAAAAGAGAAAAAUGAGAAUUAUGGACACUUGGCAAAUUAUGCUUUAGCUAAUGGAGGAGUUUUAGACAGGGAUUCAAGUAAAUUCAAAUCCAUAAGACUAAAUUCCUCUUUGAAAUCACCUAGUGACUUUGCAGUGCAUCAUGUAUCAGUUGUCCACCAGCAUCUGAAUACACCUUCAAAUUUCAGAACAAGCCAGAAUACCCUGACCACCGAGUCAAAGAAAUCCCAUCCCUGCAUGUCUCACUCAGAUGUGGAUGAGGGAAAUCCCAGAAUAUUUCACAAUCAAAUACAAAGCUCAGCUGAAGAAGAGAAAAUGAAUGCUUACAGUUUAUGCAGCUCAGUACACAGUAGGGCCAAACAAGGAGAUCACAAAGAAUCACUAGGAAUAUCCCAGCAAGAUACCAUUAAGACUUCUAGUCAUCAUCUGCAGGGCAACUGCCUACAGGUAUACCAAGUAAUAAAGAUACCUAAGACAAACAAGUCAUCCCAUUGCAAAGAUACAAACUCAAUUCAGAUUUUGUCAAAGAUGGAAACACACUUGGCAUCUGCAUCAAACAGAAGUGGAAAAAGACAGCAGUUAAAGGAAAAACAAGUGAGUUACUCAAAGCCAAAGAAACUAAGAACCAGUAAGCUAUCAAACUAGAAUAAGUAUUUAGAGAUGAAAGAAAGAAAAAACUGCUGUAAAAGCAAGGCCAUGUGAUUGUAUAAAAAAAAAUCAAAUUGCAAAAGACUUUGUUCAGAAGAUGUGGAAUAGACAACCUAGUUGAUUUUUACCUGUUUUA